This is a messenger RNA of Ornithodoros turicata, 465 nucleotides long. RefSeq lists its product as uncharacterized. The transcript is spliced from 2 exons. The record is from RefSeq and is a predicted model, not a curated record. The coding region runs from base 1 to 465 and encodes 154 amino acids. Lineage: Eukaryota; Metazoa; Arthropoda; Arachnida; Ixodida; Argasidae.
AUGGAGUCAUUUAGCGCAUCAGACUAUGACUCCGCAAGCGACAGUGAUGACCGAAGCAACUUCUACGUGAAUGACAAUGUCUGCGUGCGGCGCGUCUUUUACGCGGACGCGGAGUCGCCGUUUUCCACAGAUCCGCGUCCGCCUUCGAACGCGGUCAGCGAAUAUGCGGAUUCCUCGUCCGACAUGUCCGAUCGCUCGGACACAGCCACGUGGUGUUCCUGCGGCCUGUGCCGUCCACAAGAACCCGACGAAUAUGGGUGCUGCCGGGAACUGGACGAGGUGACCGCGCUUAUGAACGAAGAACCCUCGGACUGCAUUACGCAGCAUGAGCUGUUUCCUGUCAUGUGUUUGUACAGGAGACAGCUCGAGGUGCGCAGCAGGUUCCUCAGACGUGAGGCCCCCUUGUACAUGGAGCGUAGCGGCGACCGCGACGAUCACAGGUUUUCCACCAAGCAUGGACUCUAA